Drosophila sechellia is the source of this 1222-nucleotide messenger RNA. RefSeq lists its product as uncharacterized. The transcript has 2 exons. Bases 435 to 968 code for a protein of 177 amino acids. The record is from RefSeq and is a predicted model, not a curated record. Lineage: Eukaryota; Metazoa; Arthropoda; Insecta; Diptera; Drosophilidae.
UGGGCUCAAAUAUGAGCUGAGGCGCUAGAAACAACUUUAUUUGGGGGAAAGUAAUGUACGUGGUAUAAUUAAAUGCAUUAGCCUGAAAAGACUUUCCCACCAUCAGUCUGAGGACUUUGUAUGUGUAAACCUCUCAUAACUUUAAUUUAAGAACAAACACUGGCACUUGUUUGUUGUGUUUGAAGUAACAUCGGAACGUUUUCCUAACAGAAGGACCUUUAUAUAAUCAGGGACCUUUAUAUAUCUCAAAUACAUACCAACAUUCUGAAACGCUAGGGAAAGAAACUUAAUGAAACUAUAAACAUUACUAUCGAAACGAUAGAAGGCGAUGAAAUCAAUGCAAAGGGCUUCAUCGAACCAGUUUCUAUUUUGAGUCGACUUCGAAAAUAAGUGUUCUUUCAAGUGUUCUUGUGUUUUAAGCAUUUAUCAGAAAGAUGAACAAUAAGAUCAUUUUCAAGAAAUUACGCAAUCGUAUCGUUCCAUACUCCCCACCGGCGAUAUUAAAUCCCAGAAAUAACCGGGUUCGCGUUCGGAAUGCGCCAGCACCACAACGUAACAACUCUGUUCAGGUUGAGGCUGCUCUUGGAGAAAUAGCUCCGACUAUGGCUGAAGUUACCGUUGAUGUUUUAGCCGAGGCUGACCCCAAUAUGGAGGUUGAAGUUAUGGACGAACCUCUGGCAGAGGUUGAAGUUUUGGCCGAGGCUGGCCCUAUGGCUGAAGCUGAGAUUGAAGUUAUGGAGGAGGCUGACCUUAACAAUAAUACUGAGGAUGAUGAUAUGGCUGAGGUUGACAUUGACCCUAUGGCCGAGGUUGAAAUGAUGGCUGAUAAUGACCCUACGGCUGAGGCUGAAGUUUUGGCUAGGGCCCCGAGGUUGGGAUUGAACUUCUGGCCGAGGCUGACCCUGAGAUGGAUGUUGAAGUUAUGGACGGAGCUAACCCUACGGCUGUGGCUGAAAUUGAAGCUAUGAAGGAGGCUAAGCUUAAUACUUAAACUGAAGAUGAUGAUGUAUCUGAGGAGGAAUAGAUAGAGAGCAAGUGAUUGAACGGCAAUCCAAAAAUAUAAUAAGUAAAUGCAUAACGGACAUGAAUUGCACUAUAGUCUGAAUACCUUAUUGUGGCGAAAAUAAAUAUCUUCAAGGUGGAGACAAAUAUUUAUUUUGUGUUUUUGUAUUGGGUUACACAAGUUCAUAUCUUUAAUAUUACCAAAAAUUGUGGGCGUUGC